Molecule: messenger RNA, 1653 nt
Organism: Symbiodinium sp. CCMP2456
Lineage: Eukaryota; Dinophyceae; Suessiales; Symbiodiniaceae
Source: the annotation of a GenBank genome assembly
AUGGAAGGUCGCCCGCCGAAGAAGGCGAACCCGGACGCUUUGCGUCAUCCAAAUCCCGGCGCCAAAGCGCCCGGAGCAUCUGCCGGCUCGGCCACAGCGCCGAAGGGCCCACCAGUGCCCGUUGCAGCAGGCCGGGGUACAAUCCCUGUGAAGGCUGCGCCUCCCAACAUUCCGAAGGCAGCUGUGCAGCCCAAGCCUCCACCACCUGGACAUAGUCCAGAGGAGCGCUAUGCAGCCACUGCCAGGCCGAUCGACACCCGAUACGGGUCGGGCGCAGACCCGCAACCUCGGAGCAUAACACAUCCGAAGAUGGUGCUGCGCCAGAAUGUUGCAACUGCGAGGUUCCAUAAUGACAAGCCUACCGACCCACAUGGUCGAGACCUCGUACUUAUCUCCAAUUGCAUCCAUGGUCCAUGGUUGGAUACCCCUCGCCCAGGUACCGUGUAUAAUCCGGACCUGGUGUUGCAGCCCUUCUACGUCGGCUCGACGUCGCCGACGCUUAUUGUCGAUGUAUUCACGUGGGGCACUGCAAAGGACGAGUGGGUGACUAAGAUUUCGGAGGAGUGGACCGGUGAUGCUCUAUAUAGACAUCACGAGCAGAUGCUCACCUAUACGGUGACGACAGGCACCUCGAAGACGAGUUUUAUGUUAAUCUACGUCGAUAUGACGUGGCUUGAAGACUACGCCUGGGAGGCCAUGAGCCCGUCUGAAAAGCAGGCGGCGGAUGAGCAGCGUAUGAAGAACCGGAACCACGUAGGCAGUCACCCAGAUAUAUUGCUGGAGUAUGCCAACCACGAGAACUUUGUCGAGAACGCAAGGUACGUUCUUAACAAUAUCAAGGAUGCAAUUGAGGCCGGCAUCCAGCAGGAUACUUCCAUCAGCCUCACUCAUAUGUGUGCAGCGUACUCGUGGCCCUUUAUGGGCAGGCAGUCGUGCAAAGGCCAGUGCAUGUAUUGCCAGCAUAAGACCCUUGACAUAGUCAAUCAGGUAGCACACAUAUGUGAUGCAUUUGCGCAGGCCGUCUUUAGAGACGGGACCGUCCGGGAGAAUGCCACAUUGGUGGUAGAGCCCGAGACAGCUCGCCCGACAGGGGUGAAGACAUAUUCCGAGCUUUUCAACGAGCAGCAGAUCGCAGCCGGCAAUGUGCAGACCCCUAUAACGGGAGUCGGGCCACUCGAUCAGCCUCCGAGGCCAGGAGAGACUGCCACUCAGGCCGCCACACGCAUGGGAUUGGCAGGCAAGACCCACACAUCGUAUGUGGCGAAGUAUAACCCUGACAGCUUAACCGGUGCUAUGAAUCGCACCGCGAACGCGCCGAAAGGGGGGCCGGUGCUUUCUGUAACCUUCACUACCAACAUGGGUCCGCCUCCUGAGGUUAAGGCCAAGGCUAGUGGCAGCAAGGCACCGCCAGCUACAAAGGCUGAGGCAGCAAGGCCGCCCAUAGUGGCGAGUGAUCCUCCCGUGAAGGCUGCACCAUCCUCGUCUGCCACGGUGCGUGUUCUAGAAGCGCAGAUCAAAGAUCUGCAGGACGCCAACCAUAUGUUGGAGACCCAGACCGACGAUCUCCGCAACACUCUACAUGAGGUUCGCAGACAGCGUGACGAGGCGUGGGAUGAGCUCGACGAAACGCGUCGAAGAGCAGAGCGAGCUGAG